This is a messenger RNA of Arabis nemorensis, 1167 nucleotides long. The record is from the annotation of a GenBank genome assembly. NCBI's taxonomy places the organism in Eukaryota, Viridiplantae, Streptophyta, Magnoliopsida, Brassicales, Brassicaceae.
AUGGCGCUUCUGAGUCCGCACCUUCAUCGCUUUUACUCCUCGAACAGUCGCCGCCAAUCCAAAACAACCGCCGACUCUAGCGGUGGCCUUGUUGUCUAUCCCACGUACGGCCGUCGUCACCGUUGCUGCGCGAUUGCGAUCGACGCGCCGUCGUCUCUGACUAGCGUGACGCCGAUUCGAUGGGGAUACACGAGCGUCCAAGGAUUCCGUGACGAGAUGGAGGACGACAUCGUCAUCCGUACGGAUGCUCUUGAUAGCUUCUCCUUCGCCGCGGUUCUCGACGGCCACGCUGGAUCGUCCUCUGUCAAAUUCCUCAGGGAAGAGCUGUACAAGGAAUGUGUUGGGGCAUUGCAAGUUGGAUCGUUGUUGAGUGGUGGUGAUUUCUCUGCGAUCAAGGAAGCUUUGAUUAAGGCCUUUGAAAGCGUGGAUCAGAGUUUGCUCAAAUGGCUAGAGACAAACGAUGAAGAAGACGAAUCGGGCUCAACAGCUACUGUAAUGUUAAUCAGAAAUGACGUUUCCUACUUUGCACAUAUCGGUGAUUCGUGCGCAGUCCUAUCUCGAUCUGGGAAAAUCGAGGAAUUGACUGAUUCUCAUCGUCCAUAUGGAAGCACUAAGGCAGCCGUUCAAGAAAUGAAGAGAAUCAAAGAAGCAGGUGGAUGGAUUGUUAAUGGAAGGAUUUGCGGAGACAUAGCUGUUUCUCGUGCUUUUGGUGAUAUCCGGUUCAAGACAAAGAAGACUCAGAUGUUAAAGAAGGGUGUCAAUGAAGGUAGAUGGUCCGAGAAGUUUGUUUCGAGAAUCGAGUUUAAAGGGGACAUGGUUGUCGCAACUCCAGAUAUCUACCAAGUACCUCUUACAUCUGAUGUGGAAUUCAUUAUUUUAGCUUCUGAUGGAUUAUGGGACUACAUGAAGAGCUCAGACGUGGUUAGUUUCGUAAGGGAACAGCUCCGGAAACAUGGAAAUGUCCAGCUUGCUUGUGAAGCUCUUGCGCAAGUAGCUUUGGACCGGGGAUCAGAGGACAACAUCAGCAUCAUCAUUGCUGAUCUAGGAAGAACAGAGUGGAAGAAUCUCCCUGUGCAGCGACAAAACACGGUGGUUGAACUGGUUCAGGCAGCAGCAACUGUCGGUAUAGUUAGUGUUGGCAUAUGGAUGACUUCGUUUCUCUCUUGA